Messenger RNA from Mytilus californianus (California mussel), 4522 nucleotides. RefSeq lists its product as uncharacterized. Bases 67 to 3837 code for a protein of 1256 amino acids. The transcript has 2 exons. Gene Ontology annotation, biological process: cell surface receptor signaling pathway; G protein-coupled receptor signaling pathway. Gene Ontology annotation, cellular component: membrane. The record is from RefSeq and is a predicted model, not a curated record. NCBI's taxonomy places the organism in Eukaryota, Metazoa, Mollusca, Bivalvia, Mytilida, Mytilidae. Gene Ontology annotation, molecular function: G protein-coupled receptor activity.
UGUUACCUGAUUUUAAGUGCAAGUUUUUAUCAUAUAUUUACAUUCAACAUUUCCAAGAUUCUAGAUAUGUAUGUCUCGGCAUGUGGAAAACAAGUAUGUGAUCAAAGUAAAAUAGGUCAUGGAUAUCAACUACCUUAUAAUACUUCAGUCAAUUUUGGGGUAUGUCCUCAUUGUGAAUGUGAUUUAGACUGUGUAGCAAGAGGCGAUUGUUGUCCAGAUUUAUUUUUCUCUCUACAUCUUUCAUGUAUUGAAACAAUGCUCCUACAUCAAAACAACAUUUAUAAACAAGAUACCCCAUUAGUUCUUAUGGUAGGCAAGUGCAAUGGUAAGACAAAAGACAGGACAAGACAAUGCGAGUCAAAAUUAACACCUGCAGAACACUUGAAAAAUGGACCUGUAACAUCAAGAAAAACUGGAUUGACAUAUAGAAAUAAACACUGUUCUAAAUGUUUUAAUGAAAGUAUUCAGGACUUAAUUCCUUGGAGUUUGGAAAUAGACUGCUUGAAUUUUGCCGAUUUCAACUUUGUUUCAUCAUAUUCAGAAAUAAUAAGUCUUGCAACGGAGCAAAAGUGUAAUAUUUUCUAUGUUGUCAGUGAUACAGUAAGACAACCAAGAAAUUGUUCUACUGUUAUAGGAGCUAAAGGUUUUGUGAACAAAUGUAAUGUAACGGGAACAUGGCAAAAUAAUGAUUCAAGUUUAGAGUACGCUUGUCAUAAUUACGAUAACAGGUAUAAUUUUUUCAGGAAUAUAUUUUGUUUUAUGUGCAAUCCACCAGAACCAACACCGUUGAUAUCUGACUGUAAUGUUACAGGAUACUGGGAUACCUAUCGUGUUGAUUUACUUGAGGCAUGUCUUCAAACAUCUCAGAGUGGUAUAACAGCACCAUUCAAAAACUAUUACUGUUAUCUCUGCAACCGCAAUAAUACUAUUGAAAGUUCUAAAUAUAUGGAUGCAAAAAUAAGAAUAAGCGAGUGGAUCAAUAAAGAACGUCAUUUCAAAUUCGAUUUCCAUAUCGAGGCUCUGGAUAUUAAAUUGAUCAAAGACAAAACAAUCAACGAUAUUAAGGUCCAAGAUGAGUUCGAAAAGGAAAAAAGUAGAAAAUUUACAAUACAUAUCAAAACACAAGAAAAAUCUGAAAAAGGUAUGAAAAUGCGUAACACGCUAAAUUUAACAAAUAUACACAGAAAGUAUCAUGCUAUGAUGGGAACUGGUAAUUUAUGUCAAAAACAAUCAAUGCGAAAAAGUAUGAGUGCUUGCGAUUGUGACAAUAAUUGUUAUUUUAAGUCAACACCUUGUUGUAUUGACAAAAUGUUUGAACUGUCAACGGCAUGUACUGAUAAAAGGUUGUCACUAACAGGAGACAGAUUUCUUGUAUAUAACCAAUGCAAAAAUACUUCUAACAAUGAAAUUAGCAGAUUAUGUCAGAGCAGUCUUGAUAGAAGUUUAUAUUCAAGUUUGCCGAUUGAAGUAAGCGUGGGAAAUGUUUCAGUGCACUACAAGAACGUAUUCUGUAUGCUAUGUAAUGAAGAUAUUUCACCUUAUGACCUUCGAAAAUCAAUUAUUUAUUGGAGUAUAUCAGUUACUUGUGAUAGAUAUAUUUCUCCAACCUACCAUGUGUCGUUUCAAGAAUACAUAACACAUGCUAUUCACAACAAUUGUAGCUACAGCAUGAAACCUCAAAAACAGGGAACGAAAUGUUCAUCAUAUUCAAGUUACGACAAAUGUAAUAUUACUGGCAAUUGGAUAAAUAAUGACCCAGACAUCAAAUCUGCGUGUACUGUUUUAAAUUUGCCUCGUAUAUGGUUCAAUGGGGAAAAUCCGUUCUGCAGAAUGUGCAAUCCUUCAAAUCGAAACAAAGUGAUACACACAACCUGUAACGAAACAAAGUUGCGAAAUUUGUAUACACCAAAUGACAGAGAAAAAUGUCAUGAACUACCGUCAAUACAGGCUCUUGCCCCUUAUAAAAAUCAUUUUUGCCAUGUCUGCAUCACAGGAACUGGUCCAACAUUUAAAUGGCUACAACGUGCACCAAUUUCACCAAGUACGGGUGCUAGAGUCGAAGGAGGGCCAAUUGGACCGAUAUCAUUUCGGGAAAUAUUUGCUCUUAGAGUAUUUGAUGACUUACAAGACAACAAAAUGGAGAAAAGAUGUAACAAAACUCAGAUAUUUGAUAAACUUAAGAAUGAGUGCCGCGAUAUCCAUUGCUACCCUGGCAGAAUUCUGACGAACAAUGGCUGUGUUCUUUUACUACCGUUUACAAGUAAUCUUGGGUAUAUAUUGUCAUUAACAUUGAGAGGUAAAGCUACGAGAACGAUUAACAAAACAACUCAGUUUUUAGAUACGUUUGAGGAUUCGUUUUUUGAUUUUUUGCAAACAUAUUUAAACGUAAAAGGUUUGCUCCUUGUAUCAUCUGCUUUGCACGUAAAUCUCAGCUGUACAACAACUUUGAUGGAAGGAACGUUCAUUGAUAUUAUAUUAGACCAAAAGAUAUUUAUUAACGAGUCUGUUGAUAGAUCUUAUAUCGAAAAGCAGUUAAUCAAUCUCACCCACAACACGUUUUCUAUACUAUACAGUAAUGUACUAUUUAAAUUCAUUAUAAAAAAAGAAGGGAAAUUAUACAAUUUUCCAGGAGUAAUAAACAGAAUGGCCUCCGCCGAAACGUGUCGUUACUCAAACGUACGUACUUUUGCGAAUGCACAUUGGUAUACACAUUCCGAGGUCAGUGGAUUAUUAGUGUGUGAACAAGUAGAAAUCGAUGAGAAUGAAUUUCAAGUUGACAAAGAUAAUUAUGAAUUGACACUUAAUAUCAGUGGAUCAGAGCAGCAUUAUGACAAAGAAUAUAUUUUGAUGUCAGGCACAAAAGCUAGACUGUGUCUCAAUGAUUAUAAUGACAUGUCCGGAAGUCAACCAGGUUUCAAAAGUCCAGACAUCCCUGUUUUGGGUAUACUCAUGAAUAGUUGUACACUUUUGUCCUUAGUGUGCCUACUUUUAACUUUCAUUACAUAUUGCUUAUUUAGUACUCUGAGAUCACUUCCAGGAAAAAAUAUUAUGUGUUUAGUUUUUGCCAUGUUUUUCGCUCAUUUGUUGUUCCAGUUUGGGUUAUACGCAACUCAGUCGAACUCGUUAUGCAUAUUGAUUGGUAUUUUUAUGCAUAUGUUUUGGUUAGCAGAAUUCGGUUGCUUGAGUGUUUGCUCGUUCCAUAUGUUUCGUGUUUUUCGAAGUAAGAUAUUACUAUUUUCAUCCGGGCAGUCGGGACACAAUAAAGUCUUAAUUUCAUAUGUUUUAUAUUCAUAUGGACUUCCAGUUUUAAUUGUGUCAAUCAAUAUGAUAACGACUUUUGUACAUGAUGAUUCUUUCGGAUAUGGAGGACACGUGUGUUUUUUAAAUCGACCGACAGCCGUUAUCGUUUCAUUUAUAAUACCAAUAACGCUUGUAUGUUUGACAAAUAUAUAUUUCUUUCUUGUGACGUCAGUAAAAAUAAUCUCAACACCGAAAGUAAAGAAAGAAGAACAGAACUCAAUGUUAAAUCGUGUUCAUUUUUCUAUUUACAUAAAAUUAUUCACAAUCACGGGCAUAACCUGGAUAUUCCAAAUAUUUGAUGCCCUGUUUCCAGUGUCCGCUAUUUCUUCCAUAGUCUCAAUGCUUAACUCUCUGCAAGGGGUUUUUAUUUUCAUUUCCUUCAUGUGUAACAGAAGAGUCCUUAAGUUGUUCAGAAAAGCAAAACCAUCAUCGUCGUCGUCUUCGACAUCAAAUACGACACGAGGCAACAGAACCAACACAACGACAAUAUCGGUAAUUGACUCAUCGAAAACUGAAGCUGUGAUAUCUGCAAAAUGAAAACAAAACAUUGCUUCAAAUCAGACUAUGGAUAAUGCAGUAGUACUUGUUCAAGUGAAAACUGAAGCUAUGAUAUCCGCAAAAUGAAAACAAAAGAUUACUUCAAAUCAAGACUAUGGAUAAUGCCAAUGUAUAUUUACAUGUGAAAACUGAAGCUGUGAUAUCUGCAAAAUGAAAACAAACGAUUACUUCAAAUCAAGAUUACGAAUAAUGCUGUAGUACAUGUACAUGUGAAAACUAAAGCUAUGAUAUUUGCAAAAUGAAAACAAAAGAUUACUUCAAAUCAAGACUAUGGACAAUGCAAAAGUACAUGUACAUGUAAAGAUUUUUUCAAAGAAGAGAUAUUUGUAAGAUUUGAAAUUGCGUAAAUCUGAUUGGCAAACGAACAAAUCAAUUUAAUUAAUUUAUUAAUUUCAUUUUUCGAUGCAAUGUCCUUCGAGAUACAACUAGCGUGUGUAUCUGACAUUGACUCCUUAAACAGUAUGAAAUUUCAUACAUUUAAAGAAUUUUGUUUUUUAUUUAUAUUUUUGUCAAAGUAUAGGAUGUAAAUAUUCAGCUCUAACUAUAUAUAUGUAUGGGCACUAACAAAUACCUAGCACUAAAAUGUAUUACAAUUGUUAAUGCAGAAUGUAAUUUUUACCGAUUAAUUCUAUUAUCUUCCUGUUUUAAUAAAUAUGUGUUGAAA